Eimeria tenella is the source of this 288-nucleotide messenger RNA. RefSeq lists its product as uncharacterized. Bases 1 to 288 code for a protein of 95 amino acids. NCBI's taxonomy places the organism in Eukaryota, Apicomplexa, Conoidasida, Eucoccidiorida, Eimeriidae. The transcript is spliced from 4 exons. Gene Ontology annotation, molecular function: RNA binding. The record is from RefSeq and is a predicted model, not a curated record.
AUGGUGGACAAGUUCACGGGGCACCCUAAGGGAUAUGCGUACAUAGAGUUUGGCUCGGAGAUCGCAGCGCAGCACGCGGUGCUGCUGUCCGACUCAACUUUGAAGGACCGACAGAUCAAAGUCGUGUCCAAGCGCAAGAACAUCCCCGGGAUGUCGAGGGGCAGAGGCGGCGGCUGGAGGCCGCGGGGGGCAGUGCCUUUCCGGGGGCGGGGCAGAGGCGGUGGCAGCUUCAGGCCAACUUACAGAGGGCGUGGGGGUGCAGCUCGCGGCUACGGCCGGCCGUACUAA